Fonsecaea pedrosoi CBS 271.37 is the source of this 258-nucleotide messenger RNA. RefSeq lists its product as uncharacterized. The transcript has 2 exons. The record is from RefSeq and is a predicted model, not a curated record. Gene Ontology annotation, biological process: double-strand break repair via homologous recombination; proteasome assembly; mRNA export from nucleus. Gene Ontology annotation, cellular component: proteasome complex; proteasome regulatory particle, lid subcomplex. NCBI's taxonomy places the organism in Eukaryota, Fungi, Ascomycota, Eurotiomycetes, Chaetothyriales, Herpotrichiellaceae. The coding region runs from base 1 to 258 and encodes 85 amino acids.
AUGUCGUCGUCUGGCUCUAACCCACCAACGACCAAAAUGCAACCUACGCAGAAGACCGAAGUUGAUCCAGCCCAAGCAUCCAAGACAGCCGCGAAUCCGCCCCCAGCCAUGCUCGAGGAAGACGAUGAGUUUGAAGAUUUUCCAGUUGAAGACUGGUCACAAGAAGACGCAGAAGUACCUGGUGGAACUACACAUCUAUGGGAAGAGAGCUGGGAUGACGAUGAUGAGAACGAAGAUUUCAGCAAGCAGUUGAAGUAG